This is a messenger RNA of Chrysoperla carnea, 1365 nucleotides long. RefSeq names its product UDP-glycosyltransferase UGT5-like. Lineage: Eukaryota; Metazoa; Arthropoda; Insecta; Neuroptera; Chrysopidae. The record is from RefSeq and is a predicted model, not a curated record. Gene Ontology annotation, molecular function: UDP-glycosyltransferase activity. The transcript is spliced from 5 exons. The coding region runs from base 12 to 1181 and encodes 389 amino acids.
UGGCUAAAAACAUGAUCUUAGUGAUUAACGUUGUUUUAUUUUCUAUAAUAAUUCAUUUUGUUACUUUCAAUAAUGCUGCUAAUAUUUUAGCAUUAUUUCCAAUGUCUAGUAAAAGCCAUGCAAUGAUUGGAUAUGAUUUGUGUGAAUCGUUAGCGAAACGAGGACAUAAUGUAACUCACGUAAGUGCUUUUCCAAGAGGAACAAAAUUACAAAAUUAUUAUGAAGUAGAUUUAACCGAUUUUAUGAAUUCUUUUCAAGAAACGGAAAAUUCCAACACAGGUAUAAUCUCAAUAUUUACGGAUGGUUUAAUCAGCUAUACGAAUAAAGUUUUUGAAUUUUAUGGACAAUUAACAGAAAUAGUUCUAAGGGAUAAAAAUUUACAAAAAAUAAUCAAUUCAAAACAAAAUUUUGAUGUAAUUUUAAUGGGAGCAAUUUCACAAGAAGCUUUACUAGGUAUUGGUCAUCAUUUCAGGGCGCCAAUAAUAAUAACGUCACCAUCAGGAAUGAAUAUGUUCGUCGAUGAUUUAGUCGGAAACCAAGCACCAUAUUCAUAUGUUCCAAAUAUGCUUUUAAAUUAUUCAAAUCGGAUGACAUUUAUUCAACGUUUUGUGAACUCCGUAAUUGGAUUUUAUGUAAAUAUUUACAAACACGUUGUGCAUUAUCCAAAUCAAAAUAAAAUUUUAUAUAAAUAUUUUCAAAAUGCUCCAGACAUACAUGAAUUGAUGAAAAAUGUAGCUAUUGUUUUGAGUAAUUCACACGAAAGUGUUUCAUUUCCUCGACCAUUAGUUAAAAAUGUCGUCAACGUGGCUGGCUUACAUGUACUAGAACCAAAAAUGUUACCAUCUGAUUUAAAAAAAUUUAUGGACAAUGCACAACAUGGAGUUAUUUAUUUUAGCCUUGGAUCGAAUAUUAGAAGUCAAGAAAUGCCAAUGGAAAUAAAAAAGAGUUUUGUUAAAGCUUUUUCCAAAUUAAAACAGAAAGUAUUAUGGAAAUGGGAUGAGCCUACAAUUGAAGGUUUAUCUGAUAAUGUUCGUCUUAGUACAUGGUGUCCACAAAAUGAUAUUUUGGCACACUCAAACGUUAAAAUUUUUAUAACACAUGGUGGACGCUUGAGUACAAUUGAAGCUCUCACUAUGAAAUUUGUGUUCCGUUGGAUUACCAAAAUAUUACAGAAGAUAUAAUUUCCUCAGCUAUAAAUGAAGUACUUUCUAAUAAAAAAUACUACCGAAAUGCAAAACAACGAUCAAACAUUAUAAAUGAUCAAUUAGUGCAUCCAUUAGACAGAGCUGUGUAUUGGGUUGAAUAUGUAAUUCGACAUAAAGGCGCUCCACAUCUUAGAUCAGCUGGUACAGAUAUACCAUUGUA